AUGGCUCUCUUUGCAGUUUUUCAGACAACAUUCCUCUUGGCAUUGCUGUCCUUGAGAACUUACGAAAGUGAAGUCUUGUCUGAACCUUUAUCAUUAACUCCUGAAUUGCUGAAAGUUUCUGUCAAUUCUACGCAUCAGUGUUUGCAUUUACAAUGGACUGUCCACAGCCUCGCUUAUCAUCAGGAAUUGAAAAUGGUUUUUCAGAUACAGAUCAGUAGAUUUAAAACAUCCAAUGUCAUCUGGGUGGAGAACUACAGCACCACUGUGAAGCGGAACCAAGUCCUGCAUUGGAGCUGGGAAUCCAAGCUCCCUCUGGAAUGCGCAGCACACUUUAUAAGAAUGAGGAGUAUGGUGGAUGACGCCAGGAUUCCCAAGCCAGGGUUCUGGAGCAACUGGAGUUCAUGGGAAGAAGCAGAUGCACAGAAUUUGCUUGGACAUGAUCCAUUGUUUGUUUUCCCUAAAGAUAAGCUGGUGGAAGAAGGCUCCAACGUCACCAUUUGUUACGUUUCUAGGAUCCAUCAAGAUAACAUAUCCUGUUAUUUGGAAGGUGUACAGAUAUAUGGAGAACAGCUUGAUCGAAGUGUGUCUGCAUUCGAGUUGAAGAACGUGUCUUUUGUUAGGAAAAAAGGGACAAAUGUCUUCUGUAAGGUGGACCAGGGAGGUGUUUUGGGAGGCAUCGUUCUCUUUGUCUCAAAAGUGCUUGAAGAGCCCAAGGACUUUUCUUGUGAAACCCAGGACCUCAAGACUUUGACCUGUACUUGGGAUCCCGGGAGCGACACUGGCUUGACUAAACAGCCUUCCCAAAGCUAUACUUUAUUUGAAUCAUUUUCCGGAAAAAAGACACUUUGUAAACACAGAAACUGGUGUAAUUGGCAAGUGGCUCAAGACUCACAAGAAACGUAUAACUUCACACUCCUGGCUGAAAACUACUUAAGAAAAAGAAGUGUCAGUAUUCUUUUUAACCUGACCCAACGAGGUGAGACUUGA
Lipotes vexillifer (Yangtze River dolphin) is the source of this 987-nucleotide messenger RNA. RefSeq names its product oncostatin-M-specific receptor subunit beta. The record is from RefSeq and is a predicted model, not a curated record. Gene Ontology annotation, cellular component: external side of plasma membrane. Gene Ontology annotation, molecular function: protein binding; cytokine receptor activity. The transcript is spliced from 6 exons. Bases 1 to 987 code for a protein of 328 amino acids. NCBI's taxonomy places the organism in Eukaryota, Metazoa, Chordata, Mammalia, Artiodactyla, Lipotidae. Gene Ontology annotation, biological process: cytokine-mediated signaling pathway.